AUGGAAAUGGCCGCCUCAAAUCCCCGGUCGGUCGAGGACAUCUUCAAAGACUACAGUGGCCGUAGGAACGGCAUCGUCCGCGCUCUGACCUACGGUGACUCCCCCCACCUUCUCUUCCCGCUCUUACGGCUUCUCGAUCCUCCUCGAGAUCUGUUUUUGUCCGUCUGUUUUCAACCCUUACUAUGUUACGCUAACCUCGUUGACGUUUUCCGCCAGAUGUGGACGCGUUCUAUGCACUCUGCGAUCCUGGUGAGAUCUCACUCUCAGAUCCGUUCGAGUCCAGGUUUUCCCAUACUACUAUGAUAUUUCUUUCUUCUCUCAUUUCUACUUCCCUGUUCUCAGAGAAAGAGAACCUCUGCUUGUACGGCCAUCCAAACGAUUCCUGGGAGGUGGAACUUCCCGCGGAGGAGGUGCCUCCCGAGCUGCCAGAGCCGGCCCUGGGAAUCAACUUCGCGAGAGAUGGCAUGAACCGCAAGGACUGGCUCUCUCUUGUAGCCGUGCACAGUGACUCGUGGCUACUGUCAGUGGCUUUCUACCUUGGGGCUCGCUUCAACCGCAACGAGAGGUAACGUUCUUUGUAGAUCGGUGCUUCUGCUGUCUAGUGAUAGCUACCUCUUGAAUGUUAUUCUUUUGCGGAAGAUAGGUAAUUCGGCACGUCGCCUAAUUUUGAUGGAUCAGAUGUCUCUGAUUUCCAUUUUAUGCCGUUUAAUUCAUGAGUAUCCAUGCUCAUGUCUCGUUUAUUUGUCACUUACCGUUGUUACGUCAUGUCCGUUUGUGAAGCCGUCAACGAAUUGACCUCUAUGUUCGGAAAUCCAGAAGGCCUCCGUUACUAGCAUAGUCCUCAACUUCCAGAGGUCUCAUAUUGCACUUAUCGACGAAGAUCAGUGACUUCGAAGUGGCUUAAAGCAACGUGAUUUGAGCUUUCUCUUCCAGGUGAUUGAGAGGAUGAGCAUAGUAUGAUGGACGAAUAAGUUGGAUUCAGUCUUGCAUCACUUCUGCAAUAUUUACUAUUUACCUCAAUGGUGAAUCUUCUACAUCCAUAACGGGAGAAGAUGUUCAUAAUGUGGCUCCUCCAUCCUAUGCUGUUCUGUUUGGUGACAACAUCCCUCAGUGAUAUGUGACAGACCGCAGAAGGACUGGAGUAAAUCAGAGAAUUCGAGUCAUGCCAGCAGUGGGACUUGAAGUUAUUUGCCCGCCUACAAUAUGCUGAUGAUGGUAUUUUCUUUUGUUGAGGAAGGUUGUGCUGUCCUGUGAUAUUGGAGCUCUUCAGAGAAGUCACUAGAUUGCUAGUGAAACGAGAGAGGAACUUGGUAGUAGAUAUGCUUGUUAAUUAUAGAGAGCUCAGGACGUUGUGUUGUUUCUUGGCUAUGAGGUGUGAUGUUUUCUAGCUUUCUAUUUGGAAUUGCUGAUCACUGGGUAUACUAUUCAUCAGAGAUAUUACAUGAGGCUAUCGGAGAGAUUUGAAGAUAGGUUCUCAUAUUGGAAGAGUUGGUUUCUUUCCCAUGAUUAAAGGUUAGUUUUAUUUAAGCUUGUGUGGUGUCCGACUUGAUGAUCGAUUUGUUGGUUAUUAUUCUUAAACGUGUAGGCUCUGUCAAUGGAAGUCUUUUCUGACAUGGAGAGGAAAUUUUUUGUUGAUGUUGAUAUGAUGUCUAUUGGUGGAGUGUGUGUGCAGAAUAAAAGAGAGUGACAGUCUUGGCGGAAUUAAUAUCAUCGGUUUCAACCUGGCUUCGUGUGGCAGGGUGACUGUGGAAAUUGGUUAGGGAGUAAGGCAGAUAGUGGCUGAGAAUUAUUUGGCAGGAGUCAUGCAAAACAGUAAGAUUCUGAGGACUAUCGUCUUAAAUUUCUACUGAUAUUUCCUAUGAAUGGAGAAAUAUUUUGAAUUCUAUAAGCGUAUGGGUGGAAGGCUUUUGUAUCUGUUGAGCAACGGCCAAAUGACUUACCUUUGAGAAUUUUCCUACAGGGAUAGUUCCAGCUACCCGCCAGAACAACAGAAGAUCAUUGGAUGAUAGUGGUUGAGGCUUUGAUCAUAGUGCUGUGAGAGGGUGAUCGUUUCCAAUCUUGAGGAGAUUGGAUUACUUGAAGCCAAUCUUGAUGCUUUUACCUAGUGUUUGCUACGGAUGUCAGGGUUGGACUUAUGGGCCUGGGGGGAAGGAUGUAGUAUUCCUAUAUAAACCAGCAUACUUCUUCGUUGUUGUUGAAGGAAUCAAGCAUCACAUGGCACCUUCAAUUCGGGGAUCCCCAUCCCCUUGGAAAGUGCUGAUCUGGGAAAGUGUUGAAUAACUCGUCAUUUCGAUAACAUUAACCCCUCCUGCAGCCUAUCUGGGGAAUGAGUGAAGCCCAAAUUACUACUCUAACCAGUAACUUUGUUUUUCACCUGUCACCGAACGGAUAUCUCUCUCAUCAACCGGUUAUCGUCGUUGUUCUGUGUGCAAAACAUGCUUAUCGGCCAUGCUAGGCUAGUGUCUUCUGAUCAAACUAGUAAGGACGUCCUUAAUUUUUGGAAAUGUCACUCUUGUCUUGGAAAAGAAUGAUUUCUGGCCUACACAGAGGUCAAUUGUGCACAUGAAGAUAACCAUGCCCUUUAGUCGUAUGUCCAUCAGGGCCUAGUCACUGCAGAUGGAAGUGGAAACACUUUUGUUCUUUGGAAGAUGAUCAUAGUGGGUCUUGCCAUUUCGGAAUUAGCACUCGUCUAGAAAAUGAAAGUGGAUAUUAAUCGGGCCUGGUUGUCAAUCUAUAGGAAAUGAGAACAGAAUACGUGGAAUAUCCGUUCUUGAAGAGUAGGGUUGUUUUUUUUUUUACAUUUUUGGAAAUAAAUAAAUUGAAUGGAGGACUCUGAACAAACACUAUGUUGACUCGUGACUAUGAGUUCGACAGUCUCCGUUUGACUUCGUUUCCUGCCGGUUUCCAUUUCGAGGAAAUUUUAUAUCUGGCGUUGUCCGCAAAUGUCGGAGAGUAACUAAAAUGGAACAUACCCAUCAUUGCCCACAUCUCCUUUACUGCCACCGCUAGUACUUAUCAUGCAUCAAGUCUCUCUUCCAUCGCUCUGCCCUCCAAAGUUAUUUGACUGGUUUGACCCGCUUUCUGUCAGCAUCAUGCCAUCAGAGUUCCCAGCUCCUUGAAGGUUCUGUCGAAUCCUGUGGAGAAAGUUUCCUGGACAAAUUAUUUCCUACGAAAUUUCCAUCUUUUCAGUCUGAGAGACGACUUUUAGUUUAUUUUUACGAGAACUAUCAUCAUACCGUCAGAAACAUCAGGUGGAAAACAUCUUGAGAAGGCUUUUUGUUGGGCUGUUUUUCGUAACAGGAAGCGCCUCUUUACCAUGAUCAAUGAUCUGCCUACCGUAUUUGAAGUGGUCACAGAUAGGAAACAAGCCAAGGAGAGAUUCAGUGCUGACAACAGCGGGACCAAGUCCAAACUCACAAUGAAGGUACGCAACCCCCCCCCCCCUCCCCCACAUUACUAAAAGGGGAAAGAUAUGCCUCCUAGAAUAGUCCCACAUCGGAAAAUGCGAUCCCAUGGAACCCACACACUCCAAUUGAACAGCUCCGCAUUAUAUAUUUAUACGCAUGUUAGAGAUCCUUGUGCUUUAAUUGGUUUUUGGUUGGAGUUCUUCUACAUCAGUUAUUUAACAUGUUAGAGCUCCUUGUCUUGUGACUGGUUCCUGUGCGUGCGUGCGUGCGAGCGUAUUAUUCCCACGUGAUGAAAGCCCUCCUGCACCUUGCCCUUUUCUCCUUUUCCCCUUGUUGGCUGCCUUCCUAGCGCUCGAGCAAUGGGCAGGUGAAGAAUGGCGACUUGAAGCCCGGGGAAGAACGCCGCGGGGGAGAAGAAGAGGACGAGCACAGCGAGACGCUCUGCGGGAUAUGCGGGUCGAACUACAGCGCGGACGAGUUCUGGAUCGGCUGCGACGUGUGCGAGAAGUGGUACCACGGCAAGUGCGUGAAGAUCACCCCCGCCAAGGCCGACAGCAUAAAGCACUACAAGUGCCCCCACUGCAGCAGCUCUUCCAAGAAGGCCAGGUAG
Spirodela intermedia is the source of this 4017-nucleotide messenger RNA. Lineage: Eukaryota; Viridiplantae; Streptophyta; Magnoliopsida; Alismatales; Araceae. The record is from the annotation of a GenBank genome assembly.